Messenger RNA from Zea mays, 723 nucleotides. RefSeq lists its product as uncharacterized. The record is from RefSeq and is marked provisional. Lineage: Eukaryota; Viridiplantae; Streptophyta; Magnoliopsida; Poales; Poaceae. Gene Ontology annotation, biological process: response to auxin. Bases 92 to 499 code for a protein of 135 amino acids. The transcript has a single exon.
AUUCUUCAAUCCCGCGCGCGUCGGCUGUGUUAGCCGGUAGCCCUCCCCCCGUCCGAGGUCCGAGUCCGACCGAAGGAGAGAGGCAGCAGCCAUGGCUAAGGGCGGGCUGAGCAAACUCCGGUGCAUGGUCAAGAGGAGGUGGCACUCGUCGAGCCGCAUCGUCUCCCGCGCCCCGUCGCCACCGGCUCACGCCGACGCCGUCGCCGCCACCUCCGGCAACGCGCGCGGCGCGUCGUUCCACGGCGCGGACGAGGCGCCCAAGGGCCUGCACGCGGUGUACGUCGGCAGGUCGCGCCGCCGGUACCUCGUCGCGCAGGAGCUCGUGGGCCACCCGCUGUUCCAGACCCUCGUCCACCGCGCCGGCGGCGCCGGGGGUCCCGCGGGUACCGUCAUCGUCGGCUGCGAGGUCGUCCUCUUCGAGCACCUCCUCUGGAUGCUGGAGCACGCCGACCCGCAGCCGGAGUCCCUCGACGAGCUCGUCGACUACUACGCCUGCUGAACUGCGAUUCCGAUGGUAGAUAGAGUAGACGAAGCAUUGUUGCAGCUCAUGAACGCUGUGUUGCUUUGGCUCGUUGGUUUGAUUUUGGUUCGAUUGGCAUUGGUAUAGUUUUAUUUUAUUUUUUUCGUCACUUCACUUAAUAAUAAGGUCUCUGGAAUCUGGACGAGUGCUUCUAUGUACGCUGAAACAGAGAGAAAGAAAAACAAAUUAUUCUCCCAAUACAA